AUGAAGGGGGAAGGCUCCAAGGACGCGAGGGACACCGGGUCUGGGGCGCACAAGCGCCCAUCCGGUAGGCGGAGCCGCGAGAGCGGUGACCCCUCCGGAUCUGACCCGGACUCGAGCUCGGAUGACGGCUACGACGAAGGCUACAGCUCCAGCGGCUCGGACGACUCGCUGGCGACCGUGCCCACGCACUCCACGUCGGUGACGACACAGGAUGGCAAGACGGUGAUGAACUUCAGACCGUAUGUGAGCUCCAGCUCGCUCGAGGACUUCGACGACAAGGCCCCAUACCAGGAACGGACAAGAUGGUGGGAGCGAUUCCUCACCCUGACGGUCCAAGGUGGCUGGACGGACAGCAUGAUGGUCUACGAGCUGCGUUUGAAGCUGCCUUCGUCUGCCCGCAACUGGCGUCAACAACUGCCGAGGCACACACGCGACACCUGGAGUUUGCUGUCCCGCGCGUUCAAGAACAAGUACUGUCGGUCGAAGGUGUCCGAUUCGGAGCGAUACUAUACCAUGGCUCAGAAGCGGACCGAAUCGACCCUCGACUUCUUCUACCGACUGAAUGCUGGGGCGAACAGGGCGAAUGUGAACUUCAAGAAGUCGCCGAGGACGCGGGAGAUGCACAUCAAGUGGUUCAUCCGGAACCUCUCCGAAUCAAGGUUGCGGUCCAGUCUGAAGAGUCAGCGCAUACACAGCAUCGACGACCUGGAGUUCAUUCUGCGUCAGCAUGAAGACGGCUACCAGGACAGUGCGCGCGAGAGCUCGUCCAGACCGCGCGACUUCCGCGCGGACAAUCCGCAUCGCGAGCGGUACAGACCGAAACCUGCGGGACGUGCUUACAUCGCACAGAGCGAAGACGAAUCGGAUGAGGAGGAUCGACACGUGCGCUUUCAGGAUGAAGUGGAGAACCGCGCACUGACGAUCGCACCGAAUCAUGAUUCGGUCCCACCCGCUCCGGCACGACCAGUCGGACCAGAUCCAACCCUGGCGGUACUGAAUGAAGACGUUCUGCGCAAUGCGGUGUUCCGUGUGAUGACGGGUUCAGGAUGGAAGCCGCCGCCGCCGGUGCGGCAGCCAGGGGCGUCGAGAUUCGGUCCGUCCUCCGCACCGCAGUCGCCAAGAGGAAGUAAUUCGGACUGGCACGAGUUCUGCGAGAAGUGUGAAAGGCCUGGACAUCGACAGGAGAAUUGCUGGAUGGACAUCGUGUGUGACCGUUGUCAUCGUCGAGGACACCCGAUGCGGGUGUGCAGGAUCAUCCCGUGCAGAAUCUGUGGUCGGUUCCAUGACGGACUGUGUGGACUUGCGAAGACCGUGGAAGAACUGAAGAAGCUGGCACAAGAAGGAGCCCUGAAGGACAUACCGAAGAACAUACUGGAUCAGCUGCUGGAUGACAAGGCAGAUGCAGGUGGGCAGUUAAACCACUAA
Messenger RNA from Phytophthora sojae, 1425 nucleotides. RefSeq lists its product as hypothetical. The transcript is spliced from 2 exons. Bases 1 to 1425 code for a protein of 474 amino acids. The record is from RefSeq and is a predicted model, not a curated record. NCBI's taxonomy places the organism in Eukaryota, Oomycota, Peronosporomycetes, Peronosporales, Peronosporaceae.